Helianthus annuus (common sunflower) is the source of this 2206-nucleotide messenger RNA. RefSeq names its product zinc finger protein JACKDAW. The transcript is spliced from 3 exons. Lineage: Eukaryota; Viridiplantae; Streptophyta; Magnoliopsida; Asterales; Asteraceae. Gene Ontology annotation, molecular function: DNA-binding transcription factor activity. Gene Ontology annotation, cellular component: nucleus. Bases 618 to 2060 code for a protein of 480 amino acids. The record is from RefSeq and is a predicted model, not a curated record.
AGAAGAGGGUCCCAAAGCAUAAAUCUAUGGCUGACCGUGUUUGAAAAUAAGGGCUAAAAAUAAAAGGAUAGAAGACGAAGAAGGGGUAAUCAAAUCAACCCCAAGAGAGAGAGAGAGAGAGAGAGAGAGAGAGAGAGAGAGAGAGAGAGAGAGAGAGAGAGAGAUGAUAUAUUCUGUUUAGAGAAGUUUGAAAGUAUUGGAGUUUCUUGUUUUUGGUGUUUAGUUAGUGAUAAAAACACCAAAAAAACACAACAAUUUAGUUGUAAGUAAACUCUACCAGAUCUCUCUUUCUGUCUGUAACAACGGUAUCCCUUUAGAUUAUUGUGGUUUUUGUUUGUUUUGGUUGAUUCAGCUUCUUCUUUCAGCUAACUUGUGUUUAAAAGUAAUUUGUUUCUUACUUCUUUUUUGGCACAAUCCUACAUAUACUUCUCUUGGAAGUUUUGUUUGAAUACAUAAAACCAAACCCUUUUACCCUCUUGGCUUACUUUGUUUUUGUUUUCUUGUUUUGUUUUCAAAUCCUUCUUGUUUGUUUUUCAGACUGCUUACUAAACUACAACCAAAGCUUUCAAUCUUAAUCUUAGCUAAAAAGGCAACAAAAACUUUUGAUCAAUCAAGAUAUGAUGUCUGGUGAGAUGUUUCCUAUUCCGCUUCAAGAUCGCCAUCAACCACCACCUCAUGAACCAAACCCCAACUCUAAACCCAUCUCCAAUCUCAAGAAGAAAAGAAAUUUACCAGGUACCCCAGAUCCAGAUGCAGAAGUGAUGGCACUUUCACCAAAAUCACUAAUGGCAACAAACCGAUUUGUAUGUGAAAUUUGCAACAAAGGAUUCCAAAGAGACCAAAACCUACAACUUCAUCGGAGAGGUCACAAUCUACCAUGGAAACUAAAGCAAAGGAACCCCAAAGAACCCAUAAAGAAGAAAGUCUAUAUUUGCCCCGAAAAAACAUGUGUCCACCAUGAUCCAUCGCGGGCACUUGGAGAUCUUACCGGUAUCAAGAAACAUUAUAGCCGGAAACACGGAGAGAAGAAAUGGAAGUGUGAAAAAUGUUCCAAGAAGUAUGCAGUUCAAUCUGACUGGAAAGCUCAUUCCAAGACUUGUGGCACCAGAGAGUACAAGUGUGACUGUGGCACCCUUUUCUCCAGGAAAGAUAGUUUCAUAACUCAUCGCGCUUUUUGUGAUGCAUUGGCUGAAGAAAGUGUAAGACUUAGCUCAGUGACACCGAAUGUCCUCGGCUUGAAAAACGAAGGUAUGAACGAAUCCAUGAUGAACCCUAAUUUUCCUCAUGGAUUUUCUGGGAUCACACAAUACGGGUCCGGCUUCCGGACAGAUUUUGGGGAUCAAAACAAGCCAAGAUUAUCACUUUGGUUAGACCAAGCAAAUUCCCAGCUCAAUCUUUCUCCAAUGGAUCAAAUGAGUAUGAAUUCGAAUCUCUACAUGUCAUCAAGCUCCACGGGUUUAGCCGAUAUGGUCAAUGCUUAUGGUUCAUCAUCAAUGGCAAAUUUUACCAACUCAAACCAGGUGCCAAAUUUAUCAUUAACAGCAUUGCCAGAAGAUUUAAAAGAGGAAACCCUAGCUUCUUUAUACUCAAUGAACCAUCCCCAUCAAUCCGAAUCCACAGGUCCAAUGUCUGCGACCGCACUCCUUCAGAAAGCCGCUCAAAUGGGUUCCACUCGGAGCAACCCAUCGAUGUUUGGAACAAGUUUCGGCCUCAUGAACUCCUCCUCCACCACAUCAAACACUGCAGUCAGCUUGGUGAAAAAUAAUAUCACUCAAUUACAAGCAGUCUCCACUGCAAUGAACAAUAACAAUUCGUCAAGUUCAAGUCCUCGAGUGAGCAAUCUCGACCAGCAACAAUUAAUGAUCAUGUCAAGAAACGAAACAAUGGCACCGUUGAAGAUGAUGAACCGGAGCUUUAGUGGAGUGGACAAUGGAUUAACAAGAGACUUCUUGGGGGUGGGAGGAGAAGGUGGCCGGCCAUUGUUGCCACAAGAUCUAGUGAAUUUUGCAUCUUAUGGUUCUACCAUGGGAUCAAUGAGGCAAUUCGCUAGUAAUAAUUAGAUGUCUUCCGUAAGUUGCUUGAUUAAUUUGUAUCUCUCAUCAUCACGUGUGUUUAAUGUAGCAUAAUAAUUAUGUAUAAUAGACUCGAUUUUUUUUUUGUCAAUGGUUGCACCUUUAUUGAAAAACAAACAUUGUUAUUUUGUUAA